CAGAGUUAAAUGUUCUCAAGAUGAUUAUCUACAGUACUCCAGAUUUGUCUCUAUCUACAUCAAGAUCAGGCAGUUAAAGGCUUCCUCACCAGCCCAUAUAAACAGAAGAAGGCUAGAUGCAGGGCUCAGACACUUGCUGUGCUUUGUGUGUUCCAGCUCUGAAGAGCCAUCAGGGGACUUCCAUUUUUAUUCUGAAGAUGCAGCUCUCUUUGGUUUUCAGAGCUGUGCUGCUGCUUUACCUGCUUGCCCAGUUAUUAAAUGGUGCUUCUCAGAAAAGGUCUAAAAGAAAAUCAAUAAAAGAAAAGCGGGUCAUCUUGGAUCCAUCUCUGAACAUCUCAGUGAACGUCCACCCUUCUCCAAGCAGAUCUCUGUCACCAUGGACAUACGAAGAAUCCUGGGACAGUUCACGAAUCCCAUCGAAAAUCUCUGAGGCAAAAUGUGAUAAAAAGAGCUGUUUAACCAAAGAUGGUGAGGAAGACUUCGGACUGGAAUCUAAACCCAUUUACUACCAGAUCAACAUCCUAAGGAGAGUGAAGAACAAAAAUGCUAUGCACUAUGCCCUUAAACUAGAGACUAAAAUAGUUAGUCUGGGCUGUACAUGUGUUCUACCCGUUGUUGUGCCACAGAAUUAGUUUUAUACUGUACUCUUACUAUGUUAUAUAUUCUGUAUAUCUAUAUUGUUGCAUUAAUCUGCCUAUA
This is a messenger RNA of Carassius auratus (goldfish), 699 nucleotides long. Its product is annotated as interleukin-17A-like. Gene Ontology annotation, cellular component: extracellular region. The transcript has 3 exons. Gene Ontology annotation, biological process: inflammatory response. The record is from RefSeq and is a predicted model, not a curated record. Gene Ontology annotation, molecular function: cytokine activity. The coding region runs from base 117 to 632 and encodes 171 amino acids. Lineage: Eukaryota; Metazoa; Chordata; Actinopteri; Cypriniformes; Cyprinidae.